AUGCGUUUGCUGCUGAUUAUCGUCUUUAUUGUUGGCCUAAAAUCGAAAUACUUAAGUGUUUAUUCCUGCAUUGCCACAACAUCACCGGAAGAGCGAGUGGCAGUUGCGACGCCACGAACUGUACAAACUGUACCCAGGACCUUGUUGAGAGCACGGGCACCGCCGGCGGCACCUGUGGUAGCACCCGUACGUGUAGCACCCGCAGGGCCCUACACACCUGCAGCACCCGUAACACCUGCGACAACUGAAGAACCCGCGGUGCCCUCCACAACCGCAGAAUCCAACUUGCCUGUGGAAAUUAUAGUGUCUAUACCCGGCCCUGCACAAACACAGCCCGUCGUACCUUCACCCGGAGCACCCACUGUGCUUCGCUAUGCACGUGCACUACCUGCCGUGCCUGCCGUGGCUAUAGUGCCGGUAGUAACCGCCACGACCGCAGUCGACUUCACCACAACAACCACGUUCUCCACGGAUUGCACGACUGCUUGUCCAUCCGUCUAUAGCAAUGAAUGUGACGGCUAUGGCGUUGUAUGUGCGGACGCAACAGAAGCUCUAGCUGCAGUGAUCAGCACAGGGACGGAAUGCCAGCAAACAUGGGUAUGUCCUCCUGGCACUUCGGCGUAUUAUUAUACGUCUUUCAGUUCUCAAGCCACAUUUUAUCCCGCUGAUUAUGCCCUUUGCUCCCUUAUGAGAGGAGGUUAUUGGACCUUUCCCGAUGGAUAUACGAUAGUCGCUGCGCUGUCAUGUCAAGACAGAGGGUCGCAAAUACCCGCCUCUAAUUAA
Messenger RNA from Cylicocyclus nassatus, 783 nucleotides. Lineage: Eukaryota; Metazoa; Nematoda; Chromadorea; Rhabditida; Strongylidae. The record is from the annotation of a GenBank genome assembly.